Messenger RNA from Diaporthe batatas, 3324 nucleotides. RefSeq lists its product as uncharacterized. The record is from RefSeq and is a predicted model, not a curated record. Bases 95 to 2947 code for a protein of 950 amino acids. The transcript has 9 exons. NCBI's taxonomy places the organism in Eukaryota, Fungi, Ascomycota, Sordariomycetes, Diaporthales, Diaporthaceae. Gene Ontology annotation, molecular function: zinc ion binding; DNA binding; DNA-binding transcription factor activity, RNA polymerase II-specific. Gene Ontology annotation, biological process: DNA-templated transcription; regulation of DNA-templated transcription.
GAACGACUCCAUAACAACCAUUCUGGACAUCAAUAAUUUGCCAGUAUCUUGAAAGAGCCGUAAUGACAUCUUGCUGACUGCUAGAGACUACACCAUGUCUGAUCGUCGCGAAGUCACAAAAUGCCUGUUGGCCUGCAACUACUGCCGGUUGAAGAAGGCCAAAUGCAGUGGCUCUCACCCUUGUGGUACCUGUAUGGACCACAAUGAGGACUGUGUCUACCCAGAAGCGCAGCGUCGCUCGCGAAAGAGAAAGCUGGAGGAGCGGGAACAACAGGUUGAACAUCAGCUCGCGCGGAUGGAGAUGAUGUUGAGAGCUGCUACCCAGCAAAUGCCAGCCUUGGCUCAGGAUCAGCAUCUCGCUCAAACUGUAACUGAACCUCGGCAGCCAAAUCAAAUCGAUAGCGGCGUUGUCGCCUCACGAAACCAUGUGCCUCAGCAAGAACAAAGUGCAGCGCCAACAGACCCUUCACCACAAGAGUCGAGGACGCCAGUGGGCGGCGACGCGGAGAAAUCGCAAUGGCGCCAGGAUCCCGAGCAGAAUUGCCCCUCUGUCCAAGACGAUAGCAUAGAGGUUCGAGUCGACGCGAUAACUGGACAAAAUGAAGCAUCGGUUUAUGGUAUUAGCCCAAUCGUACCCUCGUCGCCUCGGCAGCAACCGCCCCUGCCCAACUCAGCUGUCGCCAGUUACCAAGAUCUCUUAUCUUCGCCGAAUCUUGAUAUUGAGCCUCCGGCCAUCUUUACUUCAGACUCAGCGGCUUCAGGACCUUGCAAGACAGGCCGAACUCUUCCUCAUGCUACCGCGAUGGUCUCGACUCCGGCCUCUAGUCAUGUUGAAUCAUCCGGUUUACUCGAUCUUGACUGGUCGAAUCAGACCAUACAGCAAGAGCAUCAUGAGCCAACGGGAAGUAGCAGCCUCCAAGACAGGAUGAAAGCUCAUAUCCUAGCCCAGCCCUCAGAAUUAGUGACACCACCAAGUACAACUGCUCCAGAUGGACCUGGAUUUGCCGAUGCACCUUGCGACGAGGACCCAGAAGGCCGCCCUCGCGAAGGUGACGGUGACCACGAGUCGGAGGACUCUGCCUAUCAUAUUUCAAUAUGUUCGCCUCCGGGUGUCGAGUGGGUGUCGCAUCAGAUUGGAAAGCCUGGCUUUGGUGCCAGUGCGAGACGGCUCUCCAUGGAUAUGAAGCGCAACGAGCGGCUGGAGAGAAUAUUUCACUCCACACGCACCACUGAGCCCGACAAACAGACGGCAUUCAAAUGGACUAAAGCUUACUUUGAGACUUGUGCUGAUUCCGUGUUCGGUAUCCUGGACCGGGCGGAAUUCGAGGCACAGCUUCGAACCCACUUCCAAGGCAGGUCACCAGCUUACCAACCAUCCUCGCUCGGGCAAGGAAAAGCUUGGUAUGCGCUUCGGAACACAAUAUACGCCCUGGGCUGUCGCGUAUCGCUGUCUCAAGAAGCCAGCCCUGCUGCGUUCGUCGAAUCAAGAACACGAUCGUGGCAAUACUUCGAAAAUGCUCUAGCAGUACACACUGAUCUCAUAUACGGUCGCGCGGAAGUGAUAUCUGUUCGGGCUUUAGUCCUAAUGGCUUUCUAUGCCGAGGCACUAGGAAGUCCGGCACUUGAAUACAUGCUUCUGUCCAAUGCGACUAGGUUGGCCCAAUCCAAGGGUCUGCACCUUGGUUGCCCGGAACCAAGCAGACCGCAUUCAGAAGAGGCUUUGUCUCGUCAAUGGCUGUGGUGGGUCCUGUAUGCAUACGAAAAGCACGUCGCCUACAGAUCAGGCCGCCCAUCGGCAAUCGAUGAAGACUAUGUCAACUGCCCUAUACCCGACACCACGGCAAUGGGGCCAGGCAACAGCCGCCCACACAGCGCCAACAUAGACUUUGUCAGGGCUACGAUAAAGCAUGCGCAGAUAUCGUCCGCCAUCUCCAAGCAGCUGAUAUCUGCAAAGGCCAUGCGAGACUCCCUCGAGACCACCAUGACUCACGUACAGGCCCUCGAGAAGCGCCUCGAUGACUGGCGGAAUUCACUGCAUCCGGAAUACUUAUCGUCGCCGCCGUUUUUCAAACACCUAGACCGCCCACGGCGGCCAGAAACACAAACGUCACAUAUCCUAUUCCUUCACUUCUGCUACCAUUCUUCUGUCAUCGCUAUCCAUGGGGUCUUCUGUUAUCCCUGGAACAGGCCGGACCUUCAGCAGAAACAGCCAAAACAGCAAAGACAGGACGGCCGUGCUUUGAAUAUUACCAACCCACAUAUACAAGCGCAGGUAGAACAGAGUACUAAGGCGGUGGCCGAGGCCUCGCGACAGAUUAUUCUAGCCGUUCAGGGCCUCGAGAUCACGUCGGCAAUGCCGUUGUGGCUCACGUUCUUUUUUCCGUUGGUCGGGAUGAUCAAUCUCUUUGUCUACAUUCUCAAGAACCCGCUCGCAUCCUCGGUGGCGAGUGACCUGUCACUUCUUGAUGUGGUUGUGGGACACUUUGGGUACCUGCAGUUUAUCUCCUCUUCUGAGCAUGUCUUCCCGUUCCCAAGGGAAAUUGCAGCCUAUGCACGACAAGCCGUCGAGGCAGCGACAGCGGAGAAGAACCGGCAGUCGUCCACUGCGGGAGCGCCUGAGAAGCAUCGGCAGCAUCUCAGACAGGGCCAUCAUCGAUUUGUGCAACCUCAACAGGCACCGCAGAUCGUACAGGACGGCGGUCUCUACGGCGGUUUUAUGAAUGGCCAGGAUAUGCUGCUACAGCAGAUGUCUACCCUUGCACCUGAGGGAACUGGUAUUGACUUCAGUUCGGGGAACGCAAGUAUUGACCUGCGAGAAGACUGGUAUGGAGCGGCUAUGCCGCCUCUUCCACACUUUGCGUCGUUUGGGAUGGGCACCAGCGAUAGCCAGACGGAAGAUGACGAUCUGGACUUUCUAAUUGAUGGAGGCGGGGAGUGUCAGCGAUGACGAUGACUCGUUGCCAAUAUCUUCCUCGGGGCCGCCUAAUGCAUUCAUGUUGACCUUACAUGGGUACAUUGACUCCUCAAGACGUUGCCCACUGAAUAGCUUUAAUUAAAAUCGCGAUCCAAUACUUAACAACGUACGGUCCUAAAUUAGUCGAGUAUACCGAGUAUCGUCAUGAAACGUGGCAGCGGCCCUCCUUCUCCACCCCUAGAGCACUUUCUGUGUUACAAAUUGAAUUUAUAAUCCGAUUUCUCAGAUCGACUCAGCGGAUGUUGCAUUCAAACAGCCUUGCAAGGUUCCUAGGGCCGUGGACGACUUGGCCACGUGCCCAGGUUCCUCGUGGGAACUGAGCCCGCGGAACGAAAUGGCCUGCCCCGCGG